AUGUCUAUUGCUGCUGGCAAUUCGCUGACCAGAGAGAAUGUGUACACACUGCUUCGGCUUAUUCGGUUUCUAGGAGAAAAGUUUCUAUCUCCGAGUGAACUGAUCAAGAGUGUCAAAGAGGGACGAUGGAUGAAGAGUACUCUUGGCUACAGGCGUCCUGCUGAUUGUAUCAUCUAUGAUUCAGAUUGGGCAGUGGCAUCAUGUAUCAGUAACCAACCAUUCGUUGAUGUUCUGUCCUACGGUGUGGCCAUCCUUGAAUAUAAACCCGAGCUGGAAUUACUUGGUGUUAUUGUGGGGUUCAAAGACAAUUACCAGCUUGUUAUUGACAACUUCAAGUUCAGUUCUGAUGAUAUUACUUCUGAGGCUACUGUAUUAAUCCUCAAGUGCAUCCGUUAUGUGGGUUCAUGUGAUGAUUUUGUAAGGGAGCUCAAAGAUUUGAAAUGGUUGAAGACAAUUGUGGGAUUUCAUGCUCCUAACAUGUCCUUUCUUGUGGACCCUGAAUGGGAGUGCCUUCUAAAGGUCUUUAAUGGGGUUCCUGUUAUUGAUUAUGGAUUUUAUGGCAGUGUGAUCAGUUCAUACAAAGAAGAAUUGAAGAAGACUGGGUUGAUCACAAGAUUCGAUGAGGCAUCAAAGGCUAUAACCCAUAUUUUCAAGCAGAAGGUGUUGAAUUCAUCGCUUGAAAAAGCAGAUCUCCUGGCUCUACUAGGAUCAUAUCGUCAACUGGCAACACAUGACCUAAUUCCAGUUGAGCUUUUCAACGCUAUGCGUACUGAAAAGUGGCUGCACACCUCACUGGGAUUCCAAUCUCCUUCAGAUGCAAUUCUAUUUGAUGAUGAAUGGGAACCUUUGUCUCCAAUAGCAAAUUUACCAUUCAUAGGUGAUGGUGACUCUUGUUAUGGUUUAGGAAUGGAGAUACAUGGCUACAAAGAUGAACUGAAGAAGUUGGGUGUUACUGUUGAAUUAAAACAAGGUGCUAGAUUCGUCAUCACAGGCAUCAGCAUUCCUCGUGACCCUUCCAAGUUGUCCAAAGCUACAAUCUUGUCACUGCUUGGGUGCAUCAAGAGCUACUUCACCCUUGCAGCUGGACCUCCUAAGGGCUUCCAGGAAAAUUUGUGCAAGUGGUUGAAGACAUCCAUGGGAUAUCAGUGUCCUAAUGAUUGUAUCCUCUUUGAUCCUACACAGUCUUCUAUCUGCAUGGAAGAUGGACCUUUCAUAGAUGAAGCAUUCUAUGGUUCAGAGAUAGCCUCAUUGAAAGAUGCUCUUACAAGAAUCGGAGUAACUGUGGAUAUCAAACAUGGAAAAGAUCUUGUUGCUCGGCAUCUGAGGAGCCACAAUGAUAGGAUUACCAUUUCUCGGAUCUACUCAUACCUGAUGGAGAGCAAUUGGGUGCCUGAAAAUAAAAAUAGCAAUUGGAUUUGGAUACCAAACGAAAUGGAUGGUGGAGAAUGGGUGACUCCAAGAAGCUGUGUUCUUCAUGAUCGGAACAAUCUUUUUGGCCUGCAGCUUCAUGUCCUGGACAAAUAUUAUGACAAAAAGUUGCUUGACUUCUUUUUGUACCAUUUGGACGUGAGGAAUGGGCCUGGUUCUGAAGAUUACUGCAGACUAUGGGUCACAUGGGAGAAAUCCGUCCAGGAGAUAGCUGUGUCUGAUUGCUCUGCUUUCUGGAAAUUCAUUGCGACAAACUGGAGCAAAAACACCCAGAAACUUCUUUCUGGUUGUGUCAAAGUUCCUGUGUGUACUGACGGAAAGAUCAUUUUAUCAAUGAAGGAGGAUGUGUUCAUUCCUGAUGAUCUACUACUUACAGACUUGUUCAGCAAGCUAGCUCAGCAUUCAUUUUUUAUCUGGUAUCCUGCUUCUAUCCUACCUUCCAUGUCUCGAGCAAGCCUUAACUGCAUCUAUGAUAGCAUCGGUGUUCAAAGAAUAUCCAACGCAGUCACCAAGAAUGAUGCCUUCACCUUAGACAAUUACCAUUUCAGAACAACUGAUCCAAGUAAGGUGAUCAAGGUUGGUCUACUCAAAAUAAUUCUCUCAUUCCUCGCUGAUCCUGCUUUCCGACAUUCCUGCUGA
Molecule: messenger RNA, 2067 nt
Organism: Miscanthus lutarioriparius
Lineage: Eukaryota; Viridiplantae; Streptophyta; Magnoliopsida; Poales; Poaceae
Source: the annotation of a GenBank genome assembly